UAAGGUUUUGUUUAUAGCUCUUUUAACACGUUUUUUUAAACAUGUUAAGCAGGUUUUAACAGUUUUUAGAACAGCAACUAGCAGAAUCAUCAAAUUUAAAUCUGGUCACCCUGCUUUCAUCUUGUGUUUCAUCUGUGGACCUAAUAAUAAUACAAACGUAUUUGAUGCAUUGUUUUCUUAGAAAAUAUUUUUUGUUGUAAACCUAUCUAUUAACUUUCAUUAAUGUGGUGAAGCAAAAUAUCUAAAAUUUAUAUGAUUUGAUAUUGACAAGAAGUUUUAAUGUGAUAUUUUCUAGAUAAAGUAAUUUUAUUAUAACCUUCACGAUGUAUGUAAAAACGGAAAAUAAUUGAAGAUUCAGCAAAAAUGUUUAUAAUAUAAUGUCGCUAACGUUGUUCUAAGCAAUUCUUCUCUAUGUCAUAUUGAUAUGGAUGAUGACUGUAAAGAUUAUAGAAAAAACAAGCCACAACAGAAGCUGUAUAAACCUGGUAGUGGGCCCCUAAGACGAUCUAGGUAUGGUCUGGAUGCAAGAAUGGACUCGUAUGAAUUAGAUAACGGUUCCAGAGGAAGAGAACAUUGCAAUUAUGGAUCUCAGCAUUCAGUGAAUGGAGAUGAUGUCAGUGCUUCAACUAGAGAAGCUGCAAACGUACGUUAUAGAAAGCCUGAACAACAGUUGUAUGUACCAAGGUCAGAAUAUUCAAGUUUUGAUAUUGACAAAGAGCCAAAAUCAUUCAAGUGUGAAAGUUCUAGUCAAUAUAGUAAUAGGCGUAAUAUGCCCAAUAAACAAGAUAAUGGUUCUACUGGUAGUGCAGGGUUUUAUCCCAGAAAUGCCUCGGGGAGAGAUUUCCAUCAUAAAGAGAAUCCUAGUAACGAACAUCAUACUUCUAAUAGACACCAUAGGCAAGGAUCAGAAGCCAGAUCAAUUUCACCAUCUCACCAAAACUUGGAGAGAAAUCGAGAUAGCAGGAGCAUGGAAACUUGGGCAGGACGCCACAAGUCUGGCUCUGGAGGCAAGCCACCUUCGGGCCGAAGAAAUUCAGCUGGGUUCCCUAAUGACUCACGCUCUAAACAUAUUAUUAAUUUAGACAAUAUACCGCCGAGGUUUAGAAAAAAGUAUAAUUUAGAGGUGCCAGGUCAUCAAAGCUUUGAUAGUGUAGACCAGUUGAACAAAGACAGAUAUAUGCACAAUGAAAUGACACAGUCAGCAUAUAAUCCAGGUCAAUUUUAUGGCUCUCAGAAUACAAACUGGUCUCAGACUUUACCUUCAAGAGGAAGGGGACGUUUAAGAGACCAUGAAAACUUUGAUAGGGACAAGUUUAUAAAUGCAUAUUUAAAGAAUAAUUAUGAAGUACAAAGUUCAAGAAGAUCCACUCCAAGCAACUCCUAUAUGAACUUAUAUGAACCAAAUAUUACAGAGGACAACAGUGUUUGUGAAAAGCCAAACUCCCUCAUGAGUGAUUAUGAAAGUGAAAAGAAAUUAUAUGAUGGUGCCUCAAAAAAUGGAAUUAGUAAAUCAAAUACAGUGCAGUAUGAAUUAGAAAAUACAAAUGAGAGCAGUGAUAAUCAAAAUGAUAGUGAACCUAUAUCACACAUAUCUGCAAACCUUUCUGAUAUGACUAACUUGGAUUGGACAGAAGAGGUUGAGAAAAAUAUUAAAUUGGAUGAAGUUUGUGAUACUUCUACUUCUUUUUCGCAAACCAUAAAAUCAUCUCAAGUUCAAGACAUCAAACCUGCUGUACCUCGUGAAUCGAAAAGAAGUGGUAAAUCUCGUCGGAGAGAUAAAAGGAGCUCUAGCAGAGGUCACCAAAAUUCGGAAAAGAAAGAACGUAACCGAAAAGAUAGUAAUGUUAGUGUUCAACACGAGCCCGAACGUAAUAGAAAAGAUAGUAAUGUCAGUAUACAGCAGGACGCCGCAGUUUUUGCUCUCAAACGGGAGAGAGAAAGGCGUGAUAGCCACAGAAGUAAUCGUUCCUCAACUAUCGGAAAUAGCAGAGAUGAUUUGGAUCGAUGGCGCUCGUUGCGAUCUUACAGCCGAGAGCAAAGUUCUGAAAGGAGAAUAGUAUCUCAAUGCAACAGUAGAGAUACCUCAACUAAUCGCGUUGGAAGUCCUAAAGACAGUAAUGGAUUUAAGAUGCCAAUAUCUGCCAGUAAAGCUGCUACUGCUACUUGGUCUUCACCCGCUCAGAAGAAAGGGGAUGCGAGGUGGAACGGAGGUCGUACGUCCAGUAUAGAGAGGAGACACUCGCCGACGCCGAGUGCCGUGAGCGGGGAGGCGGGCGAGAGCGCGGGAGGGGGUGCGGGCGGCGGUGGGGCGCGGCGCUCGCGCAAGAGCAAGGGGCGCCGCCGCCGAAACGCGGAGAACGUGCAGCCCGCGCCGCACCCGCCUGGUGCCACGCCCGCGCCCGCCAACGUCAACUGGCGCGAGGAAAUCCUCGAGUCCAAGAAGCACCACCACAGCGAUCGGCAACAAGAUAACACACAUCACAGGAAUAGACUAAACAGCGUUCUUUCGGAAAAAUCGGUGACAGAAUCUUGUUCGCGACCUGGAUUGAUAAUUUUACCGCAAAGUUCCAUAUCUCAUCUACAUAAGGACCAGGGAUGCGUAGCAAAUGCAGAAACACAAAAAACUUUAUUUGAUCAUCAGAAUCCAUCAAAACCAAUAGUAGUACAGACUAGCCCAACAAAGCAAGACAUGAGGAUGGAACGAGGUGCGGCGGAGUGCUCGAGCCGCGCGCAGGCGGGCGCGGGCUACGAGGCGGUGGAGGCGUCGCGCGGUGCGCGCCACGUGGCGUUGCUGCAGAAGGUGGAGCGCGCUGACGCCAUCCUCAAGAUGCACACGCUGCGCGGCCCGCUCACGCUCGCCGCCAACUGGCCCGACGUCAUCGAAACCAGGAAAUUUUUACAAAGUGCGCUUCAGAGAUUACUAAUGUCAGACCUAAAGUACUGCCAGGCAGACAAUAUCGAGCACCAGUUUUGGAAAAUUCUGUACUAUCAUUUCAUUGAAAGUUUGAGAAAGAGUAUUUCUCAAGUCACUCCAGAGGAGAAGCCCGAGGUCAUCAAACUAUUAAACGUUAUUAUCGAUGAGGGAAAUGUUUUCUUCGAGAAUCUCGUGCAGAUGUUAGAGAAGACUUACAAAUUUAAUACGGAGGAUUACAUAAACGAUAAUCACUUAUUGCCGCCCAAGGGACUCGGUUAUGUAGGCUUGGCGCUGAUCUCAGUACAGAAACUGUAUGUUUUUCUCGGUGAUUUAGCUAGAUAUAAGGAACAAGUAAACGAAACUAACAAUUAUGCUAAAAGCAAAUUUUGGUACACAAAGGCUCAGCAAAUAAAUCCUAAGAAUGGUAGACCAUAUAAUCAAUUAGCAAUUUUAGCGAUAUAUGCCAGAAGAAAACUAGAUGCAGUUUAUUAUUAUAUGAGAAGUUUAAUGUCCUCGAAUCCAUUUCAAUCAGCAAGAGAAAGUUUAUUAUCAUUAUUUGAUGAAAAUAGAAAAAAAUAUGAGGCAGCGGAGCGCAAGCGUCGCGCGGCGCUGGAGACGGCGAAGGCGGGCGAGAGCGGCGCGGAGGGAGCGCGCGCGGGCGCGGGGCUGCGGCGCGAGGUGUGGGUGCGGCCGAGCGGCCACCGCACCACCACGCUGCAGCACGCGCCCGACGACUCGCUGCAGACCAUGACACCCGUUGAGUUAAAUAAGAGUUUUAUAACCAGUUACUUGCAUGUCCACGGAAAAUUGAUUACCAAAAUUGGCAUGGAGACGUUCCACGAGAGCGCGGCACAAAUGCUGCGUCAGUUCCGCGCGCUGCUGAACCGUCAGCCGCUGCCCACGCCCGCCGCGCGCCUGCUGCAGCUCACGGCCCUUAACAUGUUCGCCGUGGAGACCACCGCCGCAGCGCUUAAAGGUAGCAGCAAGGGCGGCGAGCGGUCAGAAUGGCUGGAGUGCGCGCUGGGCGUCUCGCUGCUCAUGUUCGGCGCGCUGCUGGAGCGCUGCUGCGCGCUGCUGCCCGAGCCCGCGCACACGCAGCAACACGCCGACGCGCUGCUCUUGCUGCCCGCUAUCAAAGUUUGGUCAGAUUGGAUGCUAUGUCAUAGCAGUAUAUGGAAUCCGCCGCCAUCAUUUGACAGUUUCGAAAUAGACUCCGAUAACGACCCAUGGGAUUGGCUCGCGAAGCUUAUGAACAUACUCGAAGCUCUCGACGAUAAAUCCAUUGAAUUCGAAAGCGAAAUGAAAGAAGGCUACGUAUCGAUACGACUGCCGGAGGACGCGUCGCUGGCCGGCUUCACGCCGCUCAUGUACAUGGAGGCGGCCGCGGCGUGGCUGCCGUCCGAGCCGCCCGUCGCGCCGCACACCGCCGAGCACGUGCUGCGAACGCGGAAGCUGCUCUUCUUCGGCACUGAAUACCUAGUAGGAGUGGAUCCGCCGGUGUUGAAGCUGGAGUACCCCGCAGAAGCGCAACCUCGUUACGUUAGCGCAGUGCAACGAACCGAACCCAGCUACUCACCUUUGCAACAAUUAUCUGAAAAUUCAGGGGAAGAGGACAGCACUAGCGCGGUAACGAGUGGUCCGACCAGCCUCAGCGAAGAGUUGCCCGAAGGCGCUGACGAGACCACAAGGAAACUGCUCCGGAGGAAAGAGCAACUCGAAUCUAGGAAGGCAACGCUCGACAAACGUCGACAACGAAUGCAGGAGAUGUUGAGCAGCGGCUGGGUGUCUGCCGAGGUGGAGGUGCGGCCGCGCUGGCUGGUGCCCGACACCAACUGCUUCAUCGAUCACCUGCCGCUGCUGCGCGCCGUGCUCGCCGCGCCCGACCAGCCCUAUCAGCUCGCCGUGCCGCUUAUCGUGGUGUCGGAGCUGGAGGGGCUGCGGCGCUGCGCGCGCGUGGGUGGCGCGGCGCGCGCUGCGCUGGCGUGGCUGUGCGCUGGCGGCGCGGGCGUGCGCCUGGCCACGGCGCGCGGCUCGCUGCUGGCGGCGCGCGGCGUGGCCUUCGCCGCCGAGCACGACCAGGCGCGCGCCACCAACGACGACCGCGUGCUCGCCACCGCGAUCAACCUCAACGCGAACCUUGCCACCGAUACGGAGGCGCGCGGGGGGGAGGGUGCGUGCGUGCGCGAGCUGGUGCUGCUGACGGACGACCGCAACCUGCGCGUCAAGGCGCUGGCGGCCGAGCUGCCCGCGCGGGACCUGCCCUCCUUCGUGCACUGGGCCGGCAUACACGCGGAACCACCACCACCGGACGCGAAAGCCACAGCCGGUGUUCACAGUCCGGAAGUUUGAAGUAAUUCGACGCAAUAUUAUACUGAGCCUAUUUUAGUUCGUAUUAUUGUUACGAUUUAAUUGUUUUUGACGCGAUUUAAUUACGAUGCAAGUUAGAUUAGACACGAAAAGAAUUUUUGUCGCUGACAUUCGUAUAGUGAAAUCGACAAGGCGACGCAAUAAACGCGUCACUCUAGUAUAGGAAUUGAAUAGUAUAAGUAAAAAUAAUACACCAAUAGAGAGAUAUAAUAUUAACAAAUUUUGUUAAGAGCUUUAGGAUUCCACCUCCGUGUUCCUGGGCCACAUUUUCAUUGUUAAUUUUAUUUUUAUCACUUUUUAAUUUUUAUGGUAUAUUUUAAUUAUUAUUAUUAAAGUUCAAUCAAUUGGUGUUGCUGAACUAUUUCUAUUUACUUUUUUUAAUAUAGUAAGUAUACUUUAAUGUUUGUUAUAAAGCUAGGUGAUAUUUUUAACAAAGAGUUCAAUUUUAAUAUCAAGUUUGUAGCUUUCAGCUAGCAUCUUAGCCCAUAGCUUUUUUCUAUUUCUUAUUUUAU
This is a messenger RNA of Maniola jurtina (meadow brown), 5793 nucleotides long. RefSeq lists its product as uncharacterized. Lineage: Eukaryota; Metazoa; Arthropoda; Insecta; Lepidoptera; Nymphalidae. The record is from RefSeq and is a predicted model, not a curated record. Gene Ontology annotation, biological process: nuclear-transcribed mRNA catabolic process, nonsense-mediated decay. The transcript is spliced from 24 exons. The coding region runs from base 425 to 5263 and encodes 1612 amino acids. Gene Ontology annotation, cellular component: telomerase holoenzyme complex. Gene Ontology annotation, molecular function: telomeric repeat DNA binding; telomerase RNA binding; protein binding.